Messenger RNA from Aspergillus melleus, 432 nucleotides. RefSeq lists its product as uncharacterized. Lineage: Eukaryota; Fungi; Ascomycota; Eurotiomycetes; Eurotiales; Aspergillaceae. The record is from RefSeq and is a predicted model, not a curated record. The coding region runs from base 1 to 432 and encodes 143 amino acids. The transcript has a single exon.
AUGCCUCGUGAGACUGAUUGCCAGGCCUCCCAAUCGCCGUCCCUUCUCAUUAUUACCGGUCGCGACCCCCUCAAAAUUCAGGAGUCCAUGGAUGCACUUCGAACUGAAUUUCCUGACGUAAACUAUCGUGCACUCCAUGUGGACCUUUCCAGUCAACAAUCUGUCCGAAACGCAGCUGCCGAGGUCAUGGGUUGGUCUGAUGUACCCAUGAUCGAUAUCGUUGUCAAUAGUGCCGGGAUAAUGGGCAUUCAAGAACGCACGCUGAGCGAAGACGGCAUCGAGCUGCACUUUGCGACAAAUCACCUCGGACAUUGGCUCCUCGCCUGCCUGAUCAUGCCCAAGUUGAUCAAAGCUGCCGAAUGCAGCCCCAGGGGCGUCACGCGAAUCGUCAAUGUAAGCUCAGCCUCGCCCCAGGUCUCCGGCAUGCGCUGA